This is a messenger RNA of Drosophila nasuta, 16553 nucleotides long. RefSeq names its product E3 ubiquitin-protein ligase-like protein poe (gene poe). NCBI's taxonomy places the organism in Eukaryota, Metazoa, Arthropoda, Insecta, Diptera, Drosophilidae. The record is from RefSeq and is a predicted model, not a curated record. Gene Ontology annotation, molecular function: protein binding; zinc ion binding.
CCCUUCCUACAAAAAACCAGUAAACCCAAAAAUAUAAUUUGUGCAAAGAGUUAACUAACACUAGACAGCUGUUUGUGUAAGGUGUGUCCACACCAUACACAAAAUACUCGACACUGAAAAUUAUUUGUCGUUCAUUUUUGCAUCAUAUACGUAAACAAAGAAAAUACGCCACAACAAACAAGCCGCUAAAUCCAAUACCAAAGCACGCGAAACGUUGACAUUUCGCUGCAGCAAAAGCAAAUCGAAGUCGAACAAGAAGAAGAGAGCAGAAAAGUGAAAAAAGGGACGACGUCAAAUCAGAGUUACAAAAAUGUCGGCGCACAGCGGAGGUACGGAUUGGAAUACGGUUGUAAAACCUCUAUUAACAAAUCGUACAGGCGCUUUAAAUAAAAAUGAAAUAUGCAAUAUAUUAAAAGCGAUUACCAGAUGUGAACAUGAUUUUUUCGAUGACGAAAGCAAUUACACGCAAUUUUACACCGCGUUUGCGGCUCUGGCGGCCGAUAAGCUCAUGCAAAUCAAGUCAAUUUGCCAGACGCAAAUCGCACAGUUGCACGAUGCGAGCGCGAUUCUCAUACGCUUCAUACUUUUCCGCCUUCCGAAAGUGUCGGUCUAUGAAAUCAAAUGGUUGCUGGUGGCACUCAAAAUGCUAUGCGAGGGCCGCGAACACGCUGCAAAUGGCUCUGGGGCUGCACAAUUCGAUUACAAUGGCGUCGCUGCGGUGCUCAAGAGUGCCAAACACCCCGAGUCCAACAGUAAGAGCAGCAGCAGCAGUGGAGGUGUCAGUAGCGGAGGAAGUGGCGCAGCUGGCUCAGAAAAGGAUUCACCAAAAUCUGAUAUAAAACGAUCACGGUCCGAUCUUUCUUCAGUGAUAUUGCAACAACUAUUGGCACCUUUGGAGCCAGGCAAAAUGACCUGGGUGCCACUAAGCGAAGAGAUCAGCGAUUGCACCGAGCAAUUGCUGGCAGCCAAUGUGGAAUAUUUUCGGGAUCAGCAAGGUGUGGAUACGCUACUCGAUGUGGGCGUUGCAUUACCCAUAUUGAAUCGGUAUCGCUCCAAAUACCAGGAAACUGUGGUUGGUGGCAAGACGCUGUAUUUGCCUUUGACCCAAGUGGAGGCCAGCAGCGUUAAAGCGGCCAUGACGCACAUGCUCACCGAUCUCUCGAUAUUGGCACAAGCGCAUUCUUUAAUUGCGCUGCAACCCUUGACUCCCAGUCGCAUUGAGAAGCUGUCGGUGUGCGGCAUUGCAGCCUUGUAUAACGCCGUAUUGACUUCGAUAGCAGCCAGCGUGUUGAGCAUGAGCCAGGCCAGCGGCAGCUCACAGAAACAACAACCAACAUCUUCAGCUGCAUCGAGCAGUCAAACAACUGCAGGAGGCAGUAAGGAUCACGAUGAUUUCGAGGAGCAAGCGUGCAGCAUUGUCAACAAGGCGCUAGAGAUUUACACGAGCAUUGGCGAGAUGUUUAAGGCCUCGGCACGCAUGCAUGUCUAUCAGAACCAUCUAUGCUACGGCUCCUGGCUGCUCAUCAGCGGCAUACAGGGUGCCAUGGGCGCCUCCGGCAGUAGCAGCAGCAGUACAGCUGCCAAAGCAGCCUCAACAAGUGAAACAACGGCGCCAAGCACGCCCAUUGCACGAGUGAAUUUAUUCAAGGUGCAGCAAGGAUUUGGCGAAUUGAAUGCCGCAAUUGCCAAUCACAGCAUUAAAUUGCUUUCCGAGCUAAUUGAUGAUCUGAAAAUCGAGGCGGCCUGCAACGCUGGCAGCUCAACAAGUGCCACCAACAGCGGUCUCGAUGUGGAGGCAGCACAAUUUGAUAUACUGCAAAACUACAGCGCCUUGCAGCGCAUUGUGCGUGUGCUAAACACGGCAACGCUGCAUCAAUUAUUCACCUUCUUGGCCACUGUGGCAUAUCGCAAGGCGUGCACGUUGAAGCGUGCCAAUACCAAAGAUCGCACCGAAUGCGAGCCAAUUAGUUUCUCGGAUUCAACCACAUACUUCAAUGAUUCGUUGUCCUGUUCCGACAACUCGGAGGAGGAUGACAGCGAGAGUUACUUGGGACAUUGGUUCAAGGAGACAUUAUCGCCAGAAACACACGACGAUAAUGCCAAUAACUGUGCGCAGGAGCGCAACGGUGAUCAGAAGUCGGCAUUGGUGCCAAAAUUAGAUGAACCACAUGAGUACUUGGAUCUGGCAGCGGAUAUAUUUUGUUUCCUCGAUCAGUUUCUGGCCAAUCGUCAUGCUUACAUGCAACGCUAUGUGAAGGCGGGCGUCAGUGAUCAGCAGAUGCUGCUGAUGGCCAACAUUAUCAAGGACUUUGAUCGCGAUGUUAUGCGCCAGGAGAGUGGCGGAGGCAACACUGGCGGUGCAGGCGGGGAGGCUAACUGCUCCAAUUGGCAGACAGCCAUGAUACGUUUCUCAGGCGCCGCUGGACGCUAUAUACACAAUUUGAUCUCGACAUCGCUGCUGUCGGAGCAGCUGCAAUCGAAUCUCUUGCAGCAUUUGUCGAUCUCCCCGUGGUCCACCGAUACCAAUAGCUGGCCACUACAAGUCUAUCCCAGCACGUUAUCGGUGCUCGUGCAAAUUUUAUUAUUGAAGCCCACGCAGGAAAAGGAAGCGGCUUGCUUAUCGGUUUGGCAUCGUUUGAUCAACACGCUUGUUGAGGGCGUUUGCUCAACAUCUUCGUCGGCCAGCGAUACGGACUUUGAGGAUCUCAAUAUUGAGCACGCCCAGCUGUUAUUAUUCCUCUUCCAUUCGCUUAACUUGAUGCAAAAGAAGUCCAUAUUGCUGUUGACAGCUGGCGGCGUUAUUCGCUGUGCUGAUGUUUGUCGAAGCAUCGGCGUGGAUCGCACAGUUCGCAACAGCCAGAUGAUGCUGCUGUCGCGGCUGUUACUCUUCUUGGAGUAUCUCAUGAAGCAUCUGUACAAUGCACCACCCGAGUUGCUCGAUCAGGUGCGAUGGAAUCUGUUUAGCGUCAGCAGCAUGCCGGAUACGCAAAAGAUUACGGAUCUGCUGAACAGUCGUACCAAGCUGACUUCGUAUUGUCGCCAGGACAUUGAGGAGAAGUUCCGCAAGUCACCUGCAGGCGAUUACAAUUCAAACAUUCGCCCCACUUUCUACUCACUGGUCACAACGGAUCCGUCGAAACCGCAUUGGUCGCAGGAAUUCAAGCUGGAUGGCCUAGCCUGGAACUUUAUCCUGUGCACACCGGAUAAACUCAAGUAUCCGCUACUAGUGGAUGCUUUGAUUGAUAUACUGGCCAUUACGGAUAUGUCGGCGCAUGCCAGAGACAAGGAUAAUCUGCACAAUCUGUGCGCCAUGCAGUAUUGCUUCAGCGUGGCCUGGAAACUUCUGUUGGGUCUGCCACCAUCCACUUCGCAUGUGGAAUCGCUGAAGAGCGAGCGUGCGCCCAAUUUACACUCGCUUAUUUGGAGCAUUCGUUGCCCUUUGGCCAACUCACACUAUCUGGUGGUCAAUAGUCUAAUCAAGCAGGGCAUGUACACGCAGUACGCGGAGUCGCUGUGGGGUCAGGUCGGAGAUCGCGCCGCUGAUAUUCGCUACAGUCUCAAGCAGACGUCGCUGGGCGUAGAGGCUUUCAACAAGCUGCUGAACAAAGCCUCCAAUCCUCGUCUAUCGGAUCUCAUACUGUUCGAUGCACUGGUCGCGCACAUGCAAGCUGUGGCCUGGGCGGACAAGGAGGGCUACAAACUGCAGCGCAAGGAGAGCGACAGCGAAAGCAUCACUUCGGAGAGCAGGGAACGCGACAGUUCCAGUGCUGCCAAUGAUCCAGAGGUUUAUUCCUCCAGCGAGUCCAUCGAUGAUCCGCAAUCCAAGCUGACCGAGGACAGCAUAUUAACACCCGGCGAGCUGCUGGAACGCACCCAGUUAAGCAAUGAACUGCUCAUGAAGUUGAUGGACUCGUACACACUCAUCUCGAACAUUGUGCGCGCCCAGAUGUUGAAGCAGCUGUCGAGUACAACGCCAGAGCAGGCGCUCAAUUUGAUUGUGCCGGUGGUGAGUGAUAAGCCAGCCAUAAUGCUGGAGUUGCAUGCGGCCUUCUUAAAGCUGUUGCCCAACGAGGACAAACAGCUGAUUGCCAACGAGUGGCCCAAAUGCUUGCUGGUUAACGAUGAUGCCUUCAAUGGCAAACAACAUCCCGUCGAGCCAUACACUCUGAAUGUUAUCGAUGCACACAUCACAGAAUUGACAAAAUCCACAACAUAUUCAACGCUACACACUCUAAAGCAUUGCUUGAAGUCCAUACUUCAUCUGCUGGAGCUGUUGCUGCCGUUCUGCACAGCAAUUGGCGAGGUGGAAUCGCAAUUAAAGCCGCUGCUUAUUGCUUCCAUGAUGGACAUGCGUACCGAUUAUCUGCAGAGCCAAAGCGAACAAUGUCUGCGCGAAAUGCUCCAUGGACUGACCAACGAGGCACAUAAACAGCUGCUCUUUGAGCACAUGAUUGGACACUGUUAUCACAUGCUAAUCGAUUUUGCCGCGGAGUUGCGACAGCCAACAACGACAAUUACAGCUGGAGAGCAGCAGGAACAGCGAGCGCUGUUUAACGAAUCGAUGCUUUUUGCGGUGCUGAAGACCAUGAUCAAGAUGCUCGAUGUCCCAACUGCUGUACAGGCAAUGCGUCAAUUCUUUAAGGAGCAGCGCGCUGGCAGCCUGACGACUUUGUUGCUCAGUUUCACGGGCACCACGCUGCCAUUGAGUUAUGCCCGCAAAAUGCUGCAGUUUGUGGAGCGUUUGUUUGAGCAAUCUUCUCAGCCGGAUGCACACUUUCAGCACGAGGAGUUGGUCGAGUGCUUCGCAGAGCUGGGCACCGUGGAUGUGGCACGUUUGAAGCUCUGGUUGGCGCACAUUAUUUACGGUCCCAAUGUGGUGAAUGCGGCGGCCAACAGCAGCAGCUGUGAAGCGUCAUGCAAGCUGUUGACCAGCGUUAUGCAACCGUCGAGCAGCUCGAGCAGCAAUGCCCAGACACCCACGAAUAUGGCCACAGUUUCGGCCAUGCCCAGCAUCUCGGAUCAACUGGAUGCCAUGGACAUUGAUUAUGAUUGCGCAGGAAAUCCAGCACCAAAUACAUCGCAAAUCUUGAGCCUUUGGCAGGCCGCCAAUCAGCCCAAUAAUCAAUCGGAGGAGGAUUCAUCGCAGGCCUGCGACCAACAAGCAAACACAGCGACAACACAUCGCAAUGGUGCGCUGCUUUUAAGUUUCAUCAAGUCGUUAGUGCGCGAUCAACCAGCGGCUGCCCAAUUGGCUGCGCCACUCUUCCAAGCGCUGCUGCAACUGGGACAAACAUUGAUUACGCCGCCACAAGAUGGCUGCGACUUUGCGGAUGUGCUGCAGAUAAUGAUUACACUGGCAGAUGCGGCGCCAGCACGUGGUCAUGUGGCCCUCUUCAAUACCACGUUGCUGUGGCUUGAACUGGCUAAGUUGCAGCUGCCGGACAAGCAACUGCGUCACGCCGAGAAUGUGAGUGCACUACUCAAAUAUCUGAGCGAAUUGUUGCAGGGCAUCGGCUAUCGUGGCAGUCGCCAGCAUAUGCCGCCGUGGGAUGAUGAGCUGCAGCUGGACAUUGACGAGCUGUUCGAUGAAUUGGCCGAUGAGCAGCAGGAGCAGGAUUCGCUGCUCGAUGACUCCGAUGAGGAUACGCUGAACAAUAAGCUCUGCACGUUCUCGCAAACGCAAAAGGAGUUCAUGAAUCAGCAUUGGUAUCACUGCCACACUUGUAACAUGAUUAACACGGUUGGUGUGUGCUCCGUUUGUGCACGUGUCUGCCACAAGGGGCAUGACGUCAGCUACGCCAAGUAUGGCAACUUCUUUUGCGACUGCGGCGCCAAGGAGGAUGGUUCGUGUCAGGCGUUGAGUCGUCGUCUGCCCACAAGUGGCUGUGAUUCGCGAGAUGGCUACGUUGCUGCUCACAUGAGUCUUUUGGCGGCGGGCAAGAAGCGUUCGAUGCCGCAGACACAGCUGCGCAAGGAUUCAUUAAGUAACGAGCGCAUUACGCUGCUUGGCAAGUUGUUGGAACCGCAUCGCGACGCACUGCAGCAUCCGGAUCAAUGGCUGCUAGUUGUGCGCUGCAUCUUGGAGUAUUUCGAUGUGUUGCUGCCAUCGAUACGCGAGAAUUGCACGCUCUACUCCAUUGUCGGCUGUCACAAGCGUGCCACGGCCGCUUUGGAGCGACUGCAUCAACUGGAUCAAAGUUUCCAGGUCACAGAUCAAUUGAUGUUUGCCACACUCGGCUCACAGGAGGGCGCCUUUGAGAAUGUGCGCAUGAAUUACUCUGGCGAUCAGGGACAAACCAUCAAGCACUUGAUUUCAUCGGGUGUGGUGCGUCGUGUGGCCUUCUGCUGUCUAUCGUCGCCGCAUGGCCGGCGUCAGCAGCUGGCCGUGUCGCAUGAGAAGGGCAAGGUGACCAUACUGCAGUUGUCAGCGUUACUGAAGCAGGCGGAUGCCUCCAAGCGCAAAUUGACGCUCACCCAGCUCAGCUCGGCGCCCAUCGCUUGCACUGUGCUCUCGCUGGCCGCCAACCCAUGCAAUGAGGAUUGUCUUGCCGUGUGCGGACUCAAGGAGUGUCAUGUGCUGACCUUCUCCAGCAGCGGCAGCACCAACGAACACAUUGUGGUCACUCCACAGCUGGACAAUGGCAACUACAUAAAGAAGGCUGUGUGGUUGCCGGGCUCGCAAACGUUGCUCGCCUUGGUCACCUCGGAUUAUGUCAAGAUCUAUGAUUUGGCCGUGGAUACUUACAGCCCCAAGUACUAUUAUCUGGUCGCUGUGGGCAAAAUCAGGGAUUGCACAUUCAUCUACCAGGAGGGCGCUUAUUAUAUGCUGACUUUUGCCAGUAGCGGUUACAUCUAUUAUCAGGCGCUGGACGAACAGAGUCUGGCCGUGCAUGGUGAUUUCUAUGUGACAAAUACGCUGGAGCUAAGCCAUCAUCACAUCAAGGAUGUCAAUGGACAGGUGGGCGGCGGAGGCGUCUCCAUUUACUAUUCGCAUGCACUGCAGUUGCUCUUCUACAGUUAUGCCAGCGGACGUAGCUUUGUCUCGCCGCUAACCAAUGUCAAUCAAGGUGUCAAAGGCAUCUACCAUCUGGAUACAAACUCUGCUGUGAGCAAGUCCUCCUCUAAGGGACCAUUGCAACCAUUGGUGCAGUGGACCGAGGUAGCGGGACAUCCUGGCUUGAUCUAUGCCAACAUGCAGACCUCAAACAAUCCGAUCAUAUUGAUGCUGACGCCAGAACUGAUCUACAUGCAGGAGAUCAAGGCACAGUCGGCCAAGUCGCGCAUCAUGGACGUGGUGGGGAUACGCCACUCGGUGGCAGGCACCGAGAAGACAACCCUGCUGUUGCUCUGCGAGGAUGGCAGUCUGCGCAUCUUCUCUGCCCAACCAGAGCACACGAGCUUCUGGUUGUCGCCGCGGGUGCAACCGCUGGGCAAUCAACUGUAUUCGGCCACGCUGCUGGCCAAGAGCGGAAGUACUACAACGGCAAACAAUCCCAAAUCGAAGCCUAACAAGCUGCCUCGAAAAUCCGCAGGCGGACAGCAGAAACAACUGACUUCGGGCGGUGUGCCCGUCUUUCCCAUUGAUUUCUUCGAGCACUGCAACAUGCUGGCUGAUGUCGAGUUCGGUGGCAACGAUUUGCUGCAGAUCUACAACAAGCAGAAGCUCAAGACGCGACUCUUCUCCACGGGGAUGUUUGUGGCUAGUGCGCGAGCGAAUGGCUUCACCCUCGAGGUGCUCAACAGCGAUCCCAACGUUGUGAUGGUCGGCAUACGUGUCCUCCUCGGUACCCAGGAUCCACAGCGUGCACCGCAAUCGGUGAGUAUUCUGGGACGCACGAUUCCAACGCCUGUGCGACGUGCUCGCUGGUUUGAUAUACCGCUGACGCGUGAGGAAAUGCUGCAGUCUGACAAGCUGCUCAAGGUGUGCUUUGCCAAGUCACAGGAUCCGGAGCAUGUGACGUUGCUCGAUUGCAUUGAGGUGUACGGCAAGUCAAAGGAGCUCGUGGGUUGGCCCGACGAUAGCGAAGAGUUGCCCGCAGCCAAUGGAGGUGUUGGCAACAAUGCGGCCACAGCGAUUGCUUCGCCAGCGAGUGCAGCCAACUUUGGCGAGGGCUUCAAUUGCAUCACACAACUGGACAGAAUGUGCACACAUUUGCUGGAGGUGCUCGAUUGUGCGCUGCAUCUGCUCGGCAACGGAGGCGCUGUUGCCAGCGCCAUGCGCCAGAAGGCGGUGAAGACAGCGAGUGCAUUGUUAUUGCUGCCCACACCGAAUCCUGUGCAGACCCAAGCACGCUACGUGCUGGCCACGCUCUACGGCAGUCGCAGCUCCUAUCACAGCUACAAGGAUGGUGUGCUGCUGCAGUUUGUGCACGGCGAGCUGCAGGCCAUGCAACCGAAACUCGCACAGCUCGACACAUUGCAAGACAUUGACCCAGAGGCCUUUUAUCGCUUGAUUCUGCUAGUGCGCGGAGUGGCCAAUGCGCGUCCUCAAUCGCUGGCGAAGAUCUGUGCCGAAUGCAACUAUGAUAUUGUGCCGUCACUAAUGGCCAUUGUGCUGGAGCUGCAUAAGGUUACGCCGGGACUGGAUGAACCCACGAAUAUUGUACGACGCGGUCUGUGCCAGGCUGAGACCAUCGUGCAUUGUCUGGUGGAGAUUAUGUAUGGCUUUGCGCUGGCCGAUGCCAGUCAAGUGGGUCGCAUGACCAAAUACUUUAUUGGACUGCUAAAGCACGACGCCAGUGUGAUAAGCCACAGCGCCAAGGAGGCGCUCAUCUUGCUGCUCAGUCCGCGCAUGAAGCGACGCAAGCCCGCCGUGGUCUCCACGCCACCAGCUUGCUCGACGCCCACACCUUCGACGUCCGCCAUCAGCAGCAGCAAUCUGAGCGCACUUCAAGGUGCUGCCUCCCAGGCAGCCAGCGACAUCAUCGAGGAAGCAGCUGCUGCGGCUGUGGAUGCCGCCGCUGUGGCUGUUGCUGGUGGCAAUGCUGGAGCGGAUGCCAAUGCACUGCUCGAAGGAGAUGCAGCUGGCGGACAACAGCAACAGCAGCGUUUGAGUUUCAUGGGCUUUGGCUUCCCGCGGCUGCUUGGACUGCCCGAGGAUGCGGAUGAUGAUGCCAUCAUGGACUUUGCCAUUGCCGUCAGUCUGCAGGAGAGUGCCGGUGAUCCGAAUGUGCCGCAAUCUGUGCAACAGGCAUUGGUGAAUUUGGCCCGCAUACGUUUGGGUGCCGCGGCUGCACCGGGUGCGGUUAGUGGCGACACAGCUGGCUCGGAUGAUGAUGAGGGCUCCAACGUAGCCACCGAUGGUUCCACGUUGCGCACGUCGCCCGCUGAACCCGCUGGCAGCGGAGGAUCCGAGAGCGGCGGCAGCGGCGUGGAGAGCAUUGGCGGCACCUCGGCGCGCAGCAGCAACUUUGGAGAUCAUGCGAAUGCAUCGCCGCCGCGCCAGGGCAAGGAUCAGGAUGCCGAGCAGCCGGGUCCGAGUGGCAGUUGCGUGGCCGCAUUGAGCGCCAUGAGCAGCAGCGAGGAUAACGAGAUCAACGAGGACGAGAAGCUCAGCAAGUUGCAUGAUCUAAGAAUUGCCGUGCUGGAAAGCAUCAUCGAGCAUCUGGGCACCUUUGAUCUGUGCAAUGGAUUACAGGCCAUACCACUCAUACAAGUUAUACUGAUGCUAACCACGGAUCUCAAUGGCAACAAUGAGCGUGAUCAGCAAGUGCUGCAGGAUUUGUUAGCCGCUCUAGUCGAGUACGUGGAGAUUGGCAAGCGAGGCGCAGCCACCAAGAUGGAAACCAAAUGCCCAGGCAACGAAGUGCGUCUUGCGCUACUUUCGCUCUUUGGCGUCAUGAUGGGCAAGACAAAGUCAAAGCAGACGGGCACCACAUCACCCCCGCAUCAGUUCAAGGACAACAGCUCCUUUGUGGCCAGCACCACAGCGAAUGUGCUGAGCAAGAGUGGAGCUUUUGUUUAUGCCUUGGAGGCGCUCAACACGCUUCUCGUGCACUGGAAGCAGGUGCUCGGCGAUCCUUAUGCUGCUGGCGGCGUCAGCGGUGCCCAGCCAGCUGCGGGCAAUGGAUCGAACAAUGGCAACGCAGGACAGUUGCUAAAGCCUAUUAAACACGGCCCCAAACCAGACAUAUCGAUACUCAUACCGCACAACUAUUUGAAGAACUAUCCCGACAUCUUUGAGUCGUAUGAUGCGCUGCUCACCGAGAUCAUUGUGCGUCUGCCAUAUCAGAUAUUGCGAUUAAGCAGCGCACAUCCGGAUAACUAUGACAGUGGCUUCUGUGAGGCAAUGACUUUCACGCUCUGCGAAUACAUGAUGCUCAAUCUGAAUGCAUUACUGCGUCGCCAAGUACGCAAGCUGCUCAUGUACAUUUGCGGCAGCAAGGAGAAGUUCCGCAUGUAUCGCGAUGGGCAUUCGCUCGAUGCACACUUCCGUGUGGUGAAACGCGUCUGCAAUAUUGUCAGCAGCAAGAAUGGCGCUCCUUACAAUGUCAAUCCGCCACUGCUGAGCUACGAUGCAUUGGUUGAGCUCACGGAGCAUCUGCGCACCUGCCAGGAGAUUAGCCAGAUGCGGACGGGCAACUGGCAAAAAUUCUGCGUGGUGCACGAGGAUGCACUCGCCAUGCUCAUGGAGAUUGCCUGCUAUCAGCUGGACGAUGGCGUCUCUCCCAUAAUCAUACAACUUUUGCAGUCCGCCGUCUGCAAUAUGCCAUUGCCACUGGCAACUGGCGUCAAGCAGCAACAGCAACAACAGUUGCAACAACAACAGCAGCAACAAGUGGCACAGCCCUCGACGAGCAGCAAGUUGCGCGGAGAGCGCGAGAAGAGCGAGGACACUGACACCGCCUACUACUCCAAAUUCGACCCGGCACAGUGCAGCACAUUUGUGCAUCAGAUCUUCCGCUAUGCCAGCGAUGCCCUCAUCAUACGCUUUGUGCGCAUCUUUUUGCUCGAGAACAAUGUGAGUCAGCUGCGCUGGCAGGCGCAUUCGUUUAUGACGGGUCUUUUCGAGCAUGCCAACGAGCGGCAGCGCGAGAAACUGCUCACCAUCUUCUGGAAUCUGUGGCCGCUGGUGCCGAGCUAUGGACGUCGCACUGCGCAAUUUGUUGAUCUGUUGGGCUACUUGACGCUUAGCACGCGCAGCAUUACGGAGCGACUGCCAGAGUUCGUGUCGCGUGCUGUCGAUGUGCUGCGCCAGCAGAACGAGCUGCUCUGCAAGCAUCCGAAUGCGCCCAUCUAUACAACUUUAGAGUCCAUACUGCAGGUAAAUGGUUAUUACCUAGAAUCGGAACCGUGUCUGGUGUGCAAUAAUCCCGAGGUGCCGAUGGCCAACAUCAAGCUGCCUUCGGUUAAAUCGGACUCGAAGUAUACGACAACCACAAUGAUCUACAAGCUGGUCCAAUGCCACACCAUCUCCAAACUGAUUGUGCGCAUUGCGGAUCUCAAACGCACCAAAAUGGUGCGCACCAUCAAUGUCUACUACAACAAUCGCAGCGUUCAGGCUGUUGUCGAGCUCAAGAACCGACCGGCGCUGUGGCACAAGGCGCGUUCCGUGUCCCUGCAGUCGGGACAGACCGAGUUGAAGAUUGAUUUUCCGCUGCCUAUAACAGCCUGCAAUCUGAUGAUUGAAUUCGCCGACUUCUACGAGACUGUCAGCGGUUCCAGCGAGAAUCUACAGUGUCCACGCUGCAGUGCAGCGGUGCCUGCGUAUCCCGGUGUUUGUGGUAAUUGUGGCGAGAACGUGUUCCAGUGCCACAAGUGUCGGGCCAUCAACUAUGACGAGAAGGAUCCGUUCUUGUGCCAUGCCUGCGGCUUCUGUAAAUAUGCUAAGUUCGAUUUCAGCAUGUAUGCGCGUGUUUGUUGCGCUGUGGAUCCAAUUGAGUCCGCGGAGGAUCGCGCCAAGACGGUUCAGUUGAUACACAGUUCGUUGGAGCGGGCGGAUCGCAUCUAUCGCCAGCUGUUGACCAACAAACAAAUGCUGGAAUUGCUCAUACAGAAGGUGGCCGAGCAUCGCAGCAGCGAUCGUUUGGUGGAGGACAACAUGGGCAGCGUGCACAGCACGUCGCAGGUGAACAAAAUCAUCCAACUGCUGGCGCAGAAAUAUUGCGUCGAGUCGCGCACUAGCUUCGAGGAGCUCAGCAAGAUUGUGCAGAAGGUGAAGGCGUGUCGCAGUGAAUUAGUUGCGUAUGAUCGCCAGCAACAGGAUCAGCCAGCCGCAACGCUUCCCUCUGGUGCUGAGGUGAGUCACACAACGAAUCGCUGCUAUGGCUGCGCCUUGGCAUCCACAGAACAAUGCUUGACGCUGCUGCGAGCCAUGGCCUACAACUAUGACUGUCGUGUGGGUCUCUACAGCCAGGGGCUGGUUAGCGAGCUGGCCGAGCACAAUUUGCGACGCGGCACACCACAGAUUCAAGAGGAGGUGCGCAAUCUGCUGGUGGUGCUCACCAAGGACAAUGCCGAGGCCUGUAUGCAUCUGCUGCAGUUGGUCACUGCGCGUGUAAAGAACGCGUUGAUGGGAUCCAUACCGUUGAUUAGUUUGGAGGCGGCUGUGCAUCAGGAGAUGACGCUGCUGGAGGUGCUACUCGGCCAGGACGAUGUGUGCUGGGAGUACAAGCUGAAGGUCAUCUUUGAGCUGUUCAUCAGCAACUGUCGUUUACCACGUGGUCCAGUUACCUCGGUGUUGCAUCCUUGUCUGCGCAUCAUGCAGAAUCUGAUUUGUCCUGCGCUGCCCAACAGCGCCAGCAAGAACAACAACAAUCAGCAGCAGCAGCAACAACAGUCGCAGCAACCACAGCAGCAACAACAGCAAUCACAACAAUCGCCCACGGAAAUGUGCAGCAUUAAGCUGCUUGAAGGCAACACCAUUGAUUAUCGUGCCUGGCUCAAUUCAGAUCGCAAUCACGAGUACAGUGCUUGGAGUAGUCGCAUGCCGACCACAACCACUAGCAGCAAGGGCAACCAGCAUCGGCAGGAGGGCAAGCAACGCGCCAGCAAGCAGCAGGCAACUUCAGCAGGCGAUACAAUUAAGCGACGUGGCGAUGUGCGUGCUGCCUUCUUGUCGGAAAAGUAUGGACUGCGUUGGCGCCAGCGUGUGCUCGAUAAGGAGAAGGUAAUCAAGCCCCUGGUGUUCAAUGCCAAGUGGAUACAACCGUUGCUCUUCAAUGCCAACUCGCGGUUUGGCCGCCAGUUGGCGUGCUCUCUGCUCAGCGGCCUUUGUCGCACCAGUGAACGCAAGCAGCAGGCGUUAAACAUGCUAACCGGCUUCCUGAAGCAUGUGGGCGAAGCUGGAGAGGCAAGUGCCGAGUUCCUUACGCUCUAUCGCACCGUGGCCACAGAGACACCUUGGCUACAGUAUCUUGUGCUGCGCGGAGUGCUUAACGAUAUUUCCCAAUUGCUCGCUGUGGAGAUAACUAAAAUACAUCGCAUGGAGGAGCACUCGCUGUCAUCGGACCUAUCGCUGGGCUAUGCUUUGCGCCAGUAUGUGGAGCUCUUGUGGCUGUUCCUUGAGUGCCCCAACAUUCGACGCACCUACAAGACGCGUCUGCUGGGUCCAGUGCUGGAGAGCUAUUUGGCAUUGCGUAGUCUGGUGGUGCAACGUACUCGUCUGAUCGAUGAUGCGCAGGAGAAGCUGCUGGAGAUGCUGGAGGAGAUGACUAGCGGCACAGAGGAGGAGACUCGUGCCUUUAUGGAGAUUCUCAUCGAUACGGUGGAGAAGACACGCAUGAAUGACAUCAAAACACCCGUGUUUAUCUUCGAGCGUUUAUACUCGAUCAUCCAUCCCGAGGAGCACGACGAGAGCGAAUUCUACAUGACACUGGAGAAGGAUCCACAGCAGGAGGACUUUUUGCAAGGUCGUAUGCUCGGCAAUCCGUAUCCAUCCAGCGAGGUGGGCUUGGGACCGCUAAUGCGCGAUGUGAAGAACAAAAUCUGCACAGAUUGCGAGCUGAUUGCGCUGCUCGAGGAUGACAACGGCAUGGAGCUGCUGGUCAACAACAAGAUAAUUAGCCUGGAUCUGCCUGUGAAGGAUGUGUACAAGAAAGUUUGGCUGGCCGAAGGCGGCGAUCGGGACGCCAUGCGCAUUGUUUAUCGCAUGCGUGGCUUGCUCGGCGAUGCCACCGAAGAAUUUGUGGAAACACUCAAUAACAAGAGCCAAGAGCAAGUGGACACCGAGCAGCUGUAUCGUAUGGCCAAUGUGCUGGCCGAUUGCAAUGGACUGCGUGUAAUGCUGGAGCGCAUCGGCAGCCUGCAGCGCAUCUCGCGACAACGUGAACUCAUUCAGGUGCUGCUCAAGUUAUUCCUCAUCUGUGUCAAGGUGCGACGCUGUCAGGAGGUGCUCUGCCAGCCCGAGGUGGGCGCCAUCAAUACGCUGCUUAAGGUGCUGCAGAUGUGCCUGCAAUCGGAGAACGAUUCUAUUCAAUCGGCUGUCACGGAACAGUUGCUCGAAAUCAUGGAAACCAUACUUUCAAAGGCCGCCAGCGAUACGCUUGACUCGUUUUUGCAGUUCUCGCUCACUUUUGGUGGUCCCGAGUAUGUCAGUGCGUUGAUCUCCUGCACCGAUUGUCCCAAUGUGCGCAACAAUCCAUCGGUGUUGCGGCAUCUCAUUCGUGUGCUGGCUGCGCUUGUCUAUGGCAACGAGGUCAAAAUGGCGCUGCUCUGCGAACACUUUAAGCACACACUUGACUUCAAUCGCUUUGAUACUGAGCGCACCACUGAGGAGGAAUUCAAGCUGGAACUGUUCUGCGUGCUCACCAAUCAGAUUGAGCACAAUUGCAUUGGCGGCACCCUUAAGGAUUACAUCGUUAGCCUGGGCAUAGUGGAGCGAGCACUCGCCUACAUAAUGGAGCAUGCGCCAUGUGUGAAACCAACGCUGCUGCGAACGGACUCGGAUGAGCUAAAGGAGUUUAUAUCGCGACCCAGCUUGAAGUACAUAUUGCGCUUCCUCACCGGCCUCGCCAAUCAUCAUGAGGCCACACAGCUGGCCAUCAGCAAAGACAUUAUACCUAUUAUACAUCGACUGGAGCAGGUGUCGAGCGACGAGCAUGUCGGCAGUUUGGCCGAGAAUCUGCUAGAGGCACUCAGCACCGAUGCGGCGACGGCAUCGCGUGUUCAACAGGUGCGCGACUUUACGCGCGCCGAGAAGAAGCGACUGGCGAUGGCGACGCGAGAGAAGCAACUGGAUGCACUCGGUAUGCGCACCAACGAGAAGGGACAGGUGACAGCCAAGGGAUCAAUACUGCAGAAAAUCGAAAAGCUGCGCGACGAGACGGGCCUGACGUGCUUCAUCUGCCGCGAGGGCUACUCCUGCCAGCCUGAGAAGGUGCUGGGCAUCUACACUUUCACCAAGCGCUGCAAUGUUGAGGAAUUUGAGCUAAAGUCACGGAAGACCAUUGGAUACACCACUGUUACCCACUUUAAUGUCGUGCACGUGGAUUGUCACACCUCGGCCAUACGCUUGACGCGUGGCCGCGAUGAGUGGGAUCGUGCCAGUCUGCAGAAUGCCAACACUCGGUGCAAUGGGCUGCUGCCACUGUGGGGACCAGCUGUUGGUGAGGCCGCCUUCUCCGGUUGCAUGACCCGCCACAGCAGCUACAUGCAGGAGAGCACCCAGCGUUGCGACAUCUCGUAUACGAGCAGCAUACACGAUCUGAAGCUGCUGCUGGUGCGUUUCGCCUGGGAGCGUAGCUUCCACGAUGAUGCUGGCGGCGGCGGCCCACAAUCCAAUAUGCACUUUGUGCCCUACCUGCUCUUCUAUGCGGUCUAUUUGCUGCUCUCCUCACGCUCUGCGGCCAGGGAUAGUAAAACUCUGCUCAAUUAUCUAACUGCAGCGCCCAGCGAAAAAUGGCUGGAGUGUGGCUACGAGGUCGAUGGACCACUCUACCAGCUGACCAUUUCGCUGUCACUGCACAGUCGCGAGAUGUGGAACAAGCAUAAGCUGGCGCAUCUAAAGCGUCUCGUGGCAGUGGCCCAGGCGCGUCAUGUGUCACCGUCUGUGCUGUGCAAGGCGCUGCUAGCGCCAUCAGAUCGUCAGGCCAAGGAGUAUGCAGUGUAUAAGCCGUUCCUUAUGAUGUGGUCACUCAUCGAUAUGAUCUACAACACGCUGUUCAAGACCGUCAGCACGCCCAAGGAGGAGGAUUGGCAGGCUUCGCUGUUUGAGUACAUACGCAAGAACGAUGAGGCCAUGCUCAAGUCCACAGACAGCAUUCUGCAGACGUUAACGGAUGAGUUUUUGCCCUGCACCUCCUUUGCAGAGUUCUGCGAUGUAGCAGGUUUACUAAAUCUGAUUGAGCAGCCGGACAGCUUUAUCGAGGAGGUGCUCGCCACGCUGCCCACCACGAAUGCGACCAGCUCUAGUUAAAUUCAAGAAUACAGCAGUAGAGUUUUCAGCAUAUUUUACAAUGGAUGCAACUUAAUGAACUUACACUAACACUAAUCGGCGGAUCAGCUGCAGCUGUGUGUUUCGCUUAUAAGCAUAAUAUGCAUAAUAAUACUUAUAUAUUUAUCACCUAUAUCUAUUUAAUCAAUAAAAUUAUUCGUUUGCACAAUGAAAAAGAACA